GCCGAUUGGUCUCCGCUUUUCCUUGCCUGUGGCAACUGACAGCACCUCCCAGCCUAGCAGGCCGGCUGCCUGCUCCCCCAGCCAGUCGGUGGGUCUGGGCACUGCAGCAGGCUCGGCUCCAUCCCAGCACUUGCCUGGGAGAAAGAAACGUGUUAUACUCACCCAGAGAGAAUUUCUUUCUACCUUCGUUCCUCCUCGAUCUCUCUGUGUGCUUUUGUGUUACUUUUUUUGUUUUUUGUAUGUUGUUUUACUUAAUUAUAUUCCUAAUCCUGGAUGAAGUUGCUGGAUUCCGCAGCACAAGUCUUCAUGAACAAGCAGCACCGCUCAGAGAUUUCACGGCAUUCAAAGGUCACAGAACUGCCACUAUGGUUAAAUGUCUUGUUUAAUGGUUGAGAGGUGUGGCGAAAUCUUGUUUGAAAACCCUGAUCAGAAUGUCAAAUGUGUUUGCAUGCUAGGAGAUGUACGACUGAGGGGUCAGACGGGGGUUCCUGCUGAACGCCGCGGCUCCUACCCAUUCAUUGACUUCCGCCUCCUUAACAAUACAACACACUCAGGGGAAAUUGGCACCAAGAAAAAGGUGAAAAGACUGUUAAGCUUUCAAAGAUACUUCCAUGCAUCAAGGCUGCUCCGUGGAAUUAUACCGCAAGCCCCGCUCCACCUGCUGGAUGAAGACUACCUUGGACAAGCAAGGCAUAUGCUCUCCAAAGUGGGAAUGUGGGAUUUUGACAUUUUCUUGUUUGAUCGCUUGACAAAUGGAAACAGCCUGGUAACACUGCUGUGCCACCUCUUCAACGCGCAUGGGCUCAUUCACCACUUCAAGUUAGAUAUGGUGACCUUACACAGGUUCUUAGUCAUGGUUCAAGAAGAUUACCACAGCCAAAACCCUUACCACAAUGCUGUUCACGCGGCCGACGUCACCCAGGCCAUGCACUGCUACCUAAAGGAGCCAAAGCUCGCCAGCUCCCUCACACCUCUGGACAUCAUGCUUGGACUGCUGGCUGCCGCAGCCCACGAUGUUGACCAUCCAGGGGUAAACCAGCCAUUUUUGAUCAAAACAAACCACCACCUUGCCAACCUAUAUCAGAAUAUGUCUGUGCUGGAGAAUCACCACUGGCGAUCUACGAUCGGCAUGCUUCGAGAAUCAAGACUUCUGGCUCACUUGCCAAAGGAAAUGACACAGGAUAUUGAACAGCAGCUGGGCUCCUUGAUCUUGGCAACAGACAUCAACAGACAGAAUGAAUUUUUGACCAGAUUGAAAGCUCACCUCCACAAUAAAGACUUAAGCCUGGAGGAUGUACACGACAGGCACUUUAUGCUUCAGAUUGCCUUGAAGUGUGCUGACAUUUGCAAUCCUUGUAGAAUCUGGGAGAUGAGCAAGCAAUGGAGUGAAAGGGUCUGUGAAGAAUUCUACAGGCAAGGUGACCUUGAACAGAAAUUUGAACUGGAAAUCAGUCCUCUUUGCAAUCAACAGAAAGAUUCAAUCCCUAGUAUACAAAUUGGUUUCAUGACCUACAUCGUGGAGCCCCUCUUCCGUGAAUGGGCCCGUUUCACGGGACACAGCGCCCUGUCUGAGAGCAUGCUAAGCCACCUGGCGCACAACAAAGCCCAGUGGAAGAGGCUGUUGCCCAACCAGCGCAGAAGCAGCAGCGGUGGCGGUGGCAGCGGCAGCCCAGACCACACCGGCCCAGGGACCGAGGCUGAGGGGCAGACCGUGACCGAAGGCGACGCCCCGUAGUGCCAGCCAGGCCUGCCCCCUGCUCUGCACACUGAGAGUGCCAGCCUCCUCGCGCAGAGGCCUCUGGGAGGGCAGAUGCUCUGAGGGGCUCUUGCCGGUAAACCCAGCCCCUGUCUGGGUGUCGUCCUGGGGCUCUUUGGAACGCCACCCUCCUCCCGCUCACCUGCCUCCCUCCUUUUUCCAAGUGUACAGAAGCCAUCCGUCACCUCAGCAUUAGCUGCCGAAAUAAGCAGCUCCAUUCCGCCAUGAGGGAGCUGAUUCCAGGGGCCGGCUUGGCCCUCGAGGUGAAGACUGGGGAGUAAGAAAGAGGUGCUCCUGCCGUGGGCCCCUCGGGUCCUGGGUCACACUGAGACAGGCGGCACUUCCUAAGUCCAGAGCAUUUUUAGCGUUGGCCCUCGGACUGCUGAUCUGCAUGACAAAAACACCAGCAUAUUUGGAACUCCAAGGAUAUUGGUUUCAGGUGCAAAAGCACAAAUGAGAGCGUGAGAGAAAGUACCUUCUAUUUUAAUAAUAAUUAUUAUUAUAAAAAUAAUAAUAAAUCUUUUUAACUUUUCUAUUUUAUGCACUAGACAAUGGAUCUAAGACUAUGGGCAAACAUUACUCAAUGUACCCAAACUCGAACAGGGGGUUCACUGUUUUCUUACGGACUUUAUGCCACUUUGGGUCAGAGAUUUGGCAUCUUCUCAAUUAAGAAACCACGUUUCCUAUCCGAUCCAAGGGGAAGGUGCUGUACAGUUCAUUCCUUUGCACCAUUUGCCAAUCUGUCUUUUAUCGAUAACUCAGAUUCAGUGACAUGUUUAUAUUCACACCUGUACAUUCUCUGUAAAUAUCAAGCGCUACUGAUUCCCAUGCCAAAAUACAUGAGUAUUAUGGGAUUGCUACCUGUAUAAACAAUGGCACUGUGAACAGAAUACUGUUUGUUAGUUUUAAUACAAGAGAAUGCAUUUGUAAAUAUGGUAUAGAGUUUAUUAAUAUACUAUUGUUUGCAGAUAAAGGCCUUAACUUUAAACAUCUUUCAUCUUCUGAAAGCUGCCCAACUUAAAUCCUCACAGAUGUCCUUCUGAACUGCCUUCCCAUGUCCAUCUUUAUGCUUUCCAGCUAAGGUCACAAAGCAAAACUGAAUAAAGUCUUUGAGGAAAUAUUUUGGAAACUUCACAUGCAUUCCGCUUGAGACCAUAGUGUUUAAUCUGUGGCACCAAGCAUUGUUUCCUCAGAUGAACAAGACCCUUCAGCAAGCCUGAAGUCACUUUCAACACAGCGAUGUUGCACUCUGUUUUAACAAGCCAGCUGAUAAGCUUGUGUUUAUACGACUCUUGUCAUGGACAUGGCAGUGUGUCAGCCUCGCGGGACACAUAGCAGGUCUCACAAACCUUCCGUGACCCCGUCAUCUAUCCAUCAGGGACUUCCCUGCUCCCCUAGCAUGCUGUCGUCUGUUCUGGCUACAGUACCAAAGCAUCUCUGGUUUAUGGUUGGUGUGCAUUUCUUUGGUUUAUGGUUGGCGUGCAUUUCUUUGGUGUCAAUAGUAACUGGAUUUUCCUUUUUCCUUCAUUUCAUGUGAACAACUACGCAACUGUUUAGCAGACGUUAACAUAACUUAAGGAAAGAAAAUAUUUCAGUUGUCUGAUAGAAUUUACCUUCCUGGGUAGGUUUUUGUUGCCAUUUUUUCUGCAUAUACUUGGCCGGAAAAUCAAUUUAUUACAGCAUUCUUCUCUAGUCAGCUAAACUCUGUGCAUUUUCUUUAUAAGUUCUAGCAUAACUAAUGUUAGAUGAAAAUUGGCAAUGCCCCCUUUCUUUUUACCUUAAACAAUGUGGUAGUGGGAGAAUGAUACUAUGAUUGUUUCUGCCACUAUCAAGGUGUUUCGCAAGCUGAUAGAAUGUCAGCUAACUCUCAUUUCCUAAGUGCAACUCUUUUUUUUUUUUCUUUCCUCCUAACGUACAAAUGAAAUGUUAGAAACUUGACUGGAUUGUAUUAAGUUCCUGCAGAAAGACUGAGGCUUGCAGAAUAAAGGUUUAGAGGAAAUUUGGAAAGUUAGUCGUACUUUCAUUAAAGCAGAAGAGAUUGUCAGAUGGUACUAAAGAAAGUGUGAAAACUUCAUGAAAUGGGUGGAUGAUAAGUUGAAAUUAUUGAUAUGGGUAAGAAAGGAAGUUGUGAAAACUUAACACUAACUUUGGGUUUUUUCCUGUAAUAACUAUGAACUGACACAUGAUUUUUUAUUGCUUUAAUACUCUGAAGCUCUCAGCUUGGUGAAGCCCCAAAAGAGAAUGUAUUGAAUGUAUUUCUGCUUCCAAACCUCUCUUAUUUUGGUUUGGUUUGGGCUUUUGAGCAGUCUAUUUUUAAUGUACAUGAGAUCAAAUCAAGGAAAGCAAUUACUGGGGAAGAUACAGUAGAGAUAAGAAAGAAGAUGCUAUUUUAGCUAAUGGAGCCUCUACUUUGAGUUUAGGAAAUGGACUUUGUUUAAACUAUAUUUAUAUAAUAAUUUAAAUAAAUAAGACUGGACGUGGUUUUAGUAGUUCCAAAUCUAUAGGACAAAAGUGUAUUAGGUCUUGAAGAAGAGCUCACAGAGAAAACUACCAAAUAUCUAACAGUUGAGCCUAUGAAGCAGCUACUAGUACAAUACAAAUUUGAAGUAAAAUGAGAUGUGAUGCAUAAACUAGAUACAUUUGUCUCCUUCUUUCAACCAUCUGGAGAUUUCUUGAGUUUCUCACUUUUUGACCAAAAAAAAAAA
Molecule: messenger RNA, 4461 nt
Organism: Delphinapterus leucas (beluga whale)
Lineage: Eukaryota; Metazoa; Chordata; Mammalia; Artiodactyla; Monodontidae
Source: RefSeq, a predicted model, not a curated record